Molecule: messenger RNA, 1050 nt
Organism: Parastagonospora nodorum SN15
Lineage: Eukaryota; Fungi; Ascomycota; Dothideomycetes; Pleosporales; Phaeosphaeriaceae
Exons: 1
Coding region: 1-1050 (349 amino acids)
Biological process (GO): mRNA splicing, via spliceosome
Cellular component (GO): U12-type spliceosomal complex
Molecular function (GO): protein-folding chaperone binding
Source: RefSeq, a predicted model, not a curated record
AUGUCCUGGUUCUCUCGCGCUGGUGGCAGCGGCGGUGGCAGUUGGGCAGGACGCUUCUCACCCUUCGGCCGUCCAGGCAACUCGCCGAAUUCGGGUGUGGUCAACGACUCGGACUUCUCAUACAUCACCAACGAAGACCUGCGGAGAAACGGUGCUGCCCAGGCUCCUGAGAUUGUGGAUUGGGACGACAAAAACCCGGAGCGCGAAACCGAUGUCUUGAUCUUCAAGGAGAAGCGCACGAAUUACCCCACACACUUUCCCGCGCACAGCAUACGCGAUGGAGAUCUCAAGAUCGGCACCGUGCGACAGGCGGCAGCGAAGAAGCUGGGCAUCGACGAUCACCGGCGGAUACGCAUGUUCUACAAGGGCCGGAACCUAAAGCACGACGAGCGCAGCGCCCGCGAGGAGGGUCUGCGAGGCGACGGAACCGGCAGCGAGAUUCUCGUCACCAUUGGCGAGGCUCCUGCCGGAGGAUUCGCGCCAGGUGCUGAACACUCAACCCAGCGUGCAUGGAGCGAAGGCGAAGACGAGGAAGACGACGACGAUGACGACGGCGACUCCGGCGCAAACACUGGAGGCAAGAAGAAGUCCCGCAAGCGCGGCGGCAGGAAGAGCAAGAAGAAGGGCCCAGCGUCCGCCAACGCAUCCGGCACCUCCACCCCAGGCUACGUCGGCCAGGGCGCAGGCUCCGAAUACCUCCCCAUACCCUCCCACAUCAAUGCGCAACCCCGUCCUACCUCCGCGCCCCCAUCAGCUCCUCGUCCAGCUGCGCCCCAGACCCCGUCUGCGAAGCUCGACGCCAUCGCCAGCAAAUUCCGCACCGAGUUCGUACCGGUUGCUAUCCAGUACAUGAACAACCCGCCGCAAGAAAAGGCAAAGCGCGAGUUUGAGUACAAGAAGCUGAGCGAGUCUAUUCUCACGCAGAUCAUCUUCAAGCUGGAUGGUGUGGAGACGGAGGGCGAUCAGGAGGCCAGGUUGCAACGGAAGGCGCUGGUCAAGGAGGUGCAGGGCAUGUUGAAUAAGUUGGAUGAGGUUGGCAAGGCUGGUUAG